Messenger RNA from Colossoma macropomum (tambaqui), 1909 nucleotides. RefSeq names its product tetraspanin-6-like. The record is from RefSeq and is a predicted model, not a curated record. Bases 76 to 888 code for a protein of 270 amino acids. Gene Ontology annotation, cellular component: membrane. The transcript has 9 exons. NCBI's taxonomy places the organism in Eukaryota, Metazoa, Chordata, Actinopteri, Characiformes, Serrasalmidae.
ACAUUAAAAACACUGCCUGGACCUCUGCUUAUUUAUCAUAAGGGCUGGAUCCCAAGUGCCCUCGCUCUGUUCAGAAUGGCUAAAGGGAGCACCUACACGAGAGGAUUAUGCAUUGUUCUCAACAUUCUGCUCGCGAUCUUUGGGGUGAUCUUGCUUCUUUUUGGUAUAGUUGCAAACAGUGUUAAAGCUGCACCUUUGGAGGGAUGGACUCAGGGUGUGUUCCUCAGUGUCGGAUUCGGUUUGGCAACCAUCCUGCUCUCUAUCCUUGGAGUGUAUGGAGCUUACAAAGAGCAAGUGCUGCCUCUGCUUUUGUACAGUGUUUUCAUGGCUAUUGAGUUCACUGUCCUCAUGGUCUUGGCAAUCAUAGCAACUCUUGCUCAGCCACAGUUGAAGAGGGAGAUUGAACAGAGCUUUGGCAGAAUGGCCUCACUUUAUAACACAGAUGCAGUGUUCCAGAGAGAGAUUAACAAACUACAACAGAAGGCUCAGUGCUGUGGUUUAGAUGAUUACACUGACUGGAAAGAUGAGAUACCACAUUCAUGUUUUUGUCCUCCAGACUACCCAGGAAGAGAGGACAAAUGUGUCAGUGUUCCAAAGUUCCACAACAAUGAGUGGAUCAGAAAUGCUCACAGUGAACCAGCAACACCUAAGGAUACAGAAUACUAUGUUUACAAGAUGAGCUGUGGGCCAAUCUUAACGGAAUAUGCGAAGAACUGCUUACGGAUCUUACUUGGAAUACUUUUUACAUUAGCAACUAUUGAGGUUGCUGGCGUAAUAGCAGUCUUGUUGCUGUGGUAUAAAAUCCAUACACGAUGCCCAGGCACAGACUUCUCACGGGAUAACGACAGCAGGACGAAGUACGAGCUCCAGCCGGACAAAAUGCCCUGAUUGCAUCUAAUCCAACCAGAUAACUUCUUUCCCAAACAUGAGUAAACUGUAUAACCUCAAGAGUAACAAGAUUAUCUGUCUUUUUGGAUGCUUACAUAUCAGAUGGCACUAACCUGCCCCACUGCAGGCUAAUUUAAAGAUGACCAGAUAUGGAUGUGGCUUUCAUUAGUAGUGUUUGGGAAAAUGCACAAUUUUAUGGAAAAACCUGGUUUGUAUGUGCAAUCUGAUAAACAUAUUCAGACUUGGAACAAGUGUGGCAGUGAGAAUUUAUUCCACAAAUAGUGUCACUUGGGUUUUCCAUCAUAUCUGGUGAUGCAAUAUAUAGCAUGAGAAAUGGAAAUGGGGAAAAAAUAUACACCUACAGUGGGCAGGAUUUAAACUUCUAAAUUCUUCUAAGGAACCUUUGGAUGACAUUUGUUAUUGUAUGAGUACAUGGCAUGUAGCAUUUAAAAUAGUCUAUAAUAAUCUGGGCAAAAAAGGGACCCAAUUAUUGUAUUUAUUUAACCUCUGGUAUAAAGCCACAUAGUCAGUGCUAAGGCAGCUUGGCCUAUCUUUAUCUGCAUUAUCUGCAUUUAUAAACUGAUGUCAUGUAAGCUAUUUUUAUAAUCUUUACACCAGAAUGAAAGUGGACAUAUAAGCAUAUGUUUAUUUCAUUUAUUUACAUUCAAUGUAAAAAAAAUGUUUGUAGACACCUGCCAAUCCAAUGUUUCUUCUGAAAUCAAUGGUAUGAAUACAAAGUUUGACCCUGCCUUGCUGCAUAUUAUAUUAUUAUAUUAAUUAUAUUAUUAUAUUAAUAUAAUAUGCAUAUUAUAUAUGCUAAUAUUUAAUUGAACUCAGCCACAGCGCUCAAAUGCAGGGAACUUUGGUCUCUGCUUGGCAUUGGCCAUGGUGAUAGUAACCAGACACUAAAGUGUUUAAUUCUACCUCAAAUAAUGUUAUUACAUGAAAUGGUUACAAAUACAUUGUCUAAUGUCUGAGAUACUGUUUUAUGAUAAUUUUGAUUUAUGAAAAUGUUUGGACU